GCGUGUAGGUGCGCGUCACCACUGCGCAAGCGACGCCGGGAUGGCUUCUUCGUUUCCUGCCCAAGCCCCUGCAGCGAAGAGGGCGAAGUACGAUGCGAAGGAUUUGGCUGCUAAGGUGCAAAUACUGAAGGCGUUGCAAGCGGGAGCAUCCCGGAAAGAAGUGAUGGAGAAGUUCUAGGUCAAGAAAAGCACGCUGAGCAGUUACAUCAAGGAGAAGACCAAAUUAUGCAAGCGUAUGACAGCGACAUGUUCGGAGAUAAGAGGAAGAGGCUCAGAACGGCAGCGCACCCCAAACUAGAAGAAGCGCUGUUGCGCAAGAUCGCCGUCUCGUGUGAUGCGCAGUUGCCCUUGAGCGGCCCCCUUAUCUGCGCACAAGCAGAAAAGUUUGCACUCGGCAUGAACAUUGACUCUUUCAAUGCGUCAGAAAGGUGGUUCGACCGCUUCAAGAAGCGACACGGGCUGGUGUUCCGCAACGUGUGCGGUGAAAAAGGUGCCGUCAACGAAAGUGUUGUGCGUGACUGGCGGUCUAGACUUUCCGCACGCCUUUCUGCGUACGAGCCAUGCAACAUUUUCAAUGCUGAUGAGACAGCGCUCUUUUUCAAGGCUCUGCCUGAUAAGACAAUCGCGUUUAAGGGGGACCCGUGCGUCGGCGGGAAACGCAGUAAAAAGCGGGUGGCGGUUCUUCUGGCUGCGAACAUGACCGGCACAGAGCGGCUGCCGCUGUUUGUGAUAGGAAAGGCAGCGAAGCCAAGAUGUUUUAAGAACAUUAAGCAGCUGCCUGUCGACUACCACUUUAACCGAAAGGCUUGGAUGACCGCCGAAAUAUUUCAAGCCUGGCUGCGUCAGCUAGACCACCGCUUUGCGGCCAAGGCUCGGAAGGUGCUGUUCGUGCUGGAUAACUGCAGUGCGCACACGAAGGGCACGUUUCCGGGCUCGAAAACAUUGAACUUCUAUUCCUGCCUCCAAAUACAACGACUUCCCUGCAGCCGAUGGACCAGGAAAUUAUACAGUUUGUGA
Molecule: messenger RNA, 1017 nt
Organism: Dermacentor silvarum
Lineage: Eukaryota; Metazoa; Arthropoda; Arachnida; Ixodida; Ixodidae
Product: tigger transposable element-derived protein 4-like
Exons: 1
Coding region: 226-1017 (263 amino acids)
Cellular component (GO): nucleus
Molecular function (GO): DNA binding
Source: RefSeq, a predicted model, not a curated record